AUGAGUGUUGUUAUGGAAAGAGGAUUGGAGGAAUCCCUAGAAGAUAAUAUUAUUUAUGCAAUAGCAAAGGUUUUAGAUGAAAUUGUCUAAGAAACAGACAUAAUAGAAAGUCCAAUUUAAACAGUCUUUCACACCAAUAAAAAACCAUAAAUUACUAUAUACAAGUAUAUCGAACGUAUUAAGAUAUACACUUAUUGCAGCAAUGAGUGUUUCAUAUUGGCGUUAAUUUAUAUAGAUAGAGUACAGGAGAAGAAUUCAGAUGUUGUUAUAAAUAGUUAUUGUGUUCAUAGGUUGAAAUUUAUAUUAAAACUAUAGAUUUAUGUUAGCUUGUAUACUUUUGAGCAUAAAAUACAAUGAUGAUGACUAUUACAAGAAUGAUUACUAUUCUAGAGUUGGGGGGAUAACACUUUAAGAGCUAAACAGUUUGGAAUAGGAACUAUUAACACUGUUAGAUUACUAACUAUUCGUUAGUUAAAAUCAAUACUACUAUUACAAGGAAAAAUUGAUGAAAUAUGCAUAACUAUGA
Paramecium primaurelia is the source of this 526-nucleotide messenger RNA. The record is from the annotation of a GenBank genome assembly. NCBI's taxonomy places the organism in Eukaryota, Ciliophora, Oligohymenophorea, Peniculida, Parameciidae.